GUGAAUCACUGGCUGCAAGAUAUCCGUGUUGAUAUCUACAGCCGAAAAACAUCGCAGGCUUCCUGCAUAGUCUCUGCUUGUCGUCAUGCAAGCGAUACUCAACUCUCUACAACACCGCGGCCCAUCAUGGACCGCAAGCGAAAACGAGAGCUACGUGACUUAAACCUCCGCGUUUGGUCCGGAGCCAAAGACGUCUACGAUGUCGCAACCUCCCUCGAUUCAUCCUUGAAGAAGAACACAGCCUUCAUAAAACGCCUGCGCACAGGUAUAUCCUCCUCUGGUCAAGACACGUUUCUUCUAGAGGUUCGAACUUUAUCCUUGCAAAAAUACCUGUCUGAGAUCAUCUCAGCAACUGCCGAAGGUCUGAGCAAACUGAAGACCGCCGGUGAGAUUGCUGCAGCAGUUGAGAUUGUCAGUGCGCUGCAUCAAAGAUUUGGACCUGGAGAAUACACAAAGAAACUAGGCUGGCUCUUGGGCAAAGGCUUGACACCUCCAGACAAAGCACAACUCAAACAAUGGACUCCUGAAGUUCGCGAACGUGAGGAGAAGGAGCGGCUGCAACGACAUCGCAUUCUACUCCGAGUGGUGACAGAAUUCUGGGUCUGUGGAAUUCUCCGGGGCCUCGACGAUGUUGAACGCCCCGAUGAUGUCUCGGCAAAGGGUAAAGAAAACCCAUCCCAAGCAGUAGGCAAAACAGCGCCGAUUUCAAAUGGUCUCAAAUCUGACGGUCACCUUGAACAUGAGCCUUUUCCUCUCGAAGUGCUGAAGGAGUUACUGGGUCAUGAUUCUGAACACGCCAAUUUAAGUCUUGCUGUACUUUUCGUGAAGAACUUCGCUUGGGAUGUCUUGGGUCUCAAAUCGCCCACUGAUGAGGGUCGAAAAACAAUUGAUGCAGAUGGUGCUGUUGUAGACACAGCCAAGGAUGCAUCGUCCUCAAACGACGCAACUGAAGAAGAUGCACCUUUUAUUCCACCACCUGUUCGACAACGAUUCAUCAAUAUCUUUGAGCGCUACUUGUCUAGUGUUAAGACCCAUAUCAUACGUGAUCAAAAGUCUCUGAACAACCAGAGUCGACGCAAUGCGGAGGCUUACGUCAAAAGUGGCGAGAUCUUUGAGGACAGGCAGGCAAAUUUUGAGAAGCAGACAAAGACUCAAGAGAAACUGGUUGCGAAUGCUCAGGUCCUCUGUGACAUCCUUGGACAAGAAAUGCCUGAUCUUGAGGACAAAGACGGCACUGAUAAUUCAGCUUCAGGUACUGUGGGUAUGAUCAAGACGGGCGAGUAUCUGAAAGGAUCAGGUGAUGGCGCUGGUAUGUGGGAAGAUGAAGAAGAGCGUCGCUUCUACGAGAAUCUGGUCGAUCUUAAGGGUAGGGUACCAGCAAUCCUGCUCGAGGACUCUAAGAAGAAAUCCGAGGCGGAGGAUCGAGCUGAAGCCAAUAAUGAAUCCCCUAAGACUUCAGACAUCGACGAUCAGUCCACUGCCAUCGCGAAUAAGACAGUAGGAGCUCAGGUCGAUGCUAUUCUACUACGACUACCCGAUCUCCAAACCAAAGAAAUGGUCGACCAGGUCGCCCUAGAUUUCUGUUUCCUCAACUCAAAGGCGUCACGAAACCGAUUGAUCAAAGCAAUACAAGAUGUUCCCAAAGGCCGAACGGACCUUCUUCCAUUGUAUGCUCGACUUGCUGCCACUCUUGGCCAGUACAUGACAGACAUCGUGCAAGGCUUAGUCACACAUCUUGAUGACGAGUUCAGAAGUCUUCAACGUCGCAAGACCAAAGACUUCCUAGGUCAGGUUCGGCUAUUGAACAUUCGUUACCUUGCAGAGCUCACCAAAUUUGGCAUCGUGCCAGAGCACGUCAUUUUUCAUUGUUUCAAAGUCAGCUUGGACGACUUCUCACGAAUGAAUAUUGAGAUCAUUGCUCAUUUGCUCGAGAAUUGCGGAAGAUACCUUUUGCGAAACCCUGAGACAUCUCCUCGAAUGGCCUCCUUUCUUGAGACGCUCAACCGGAAGAAGUCUGCUCAACACUUGGGUACGCAGGAACGCAUGUUGAUCGAGAAUGCGCUUUACUAUGUCGAUCCUCCGCAGAGGGCUGCAAUCCAACAGAAAGAACGCACGCCUAUGGAGCUUUUCGUGCGUCAAAUGAUAUACAUGGACAUGACAAAGCGCAACUACAUGAAAGUGCUCAAGACAAUUCGAAAGCUGCACUGGGAAGAGAAAGAGGUGGUUGCGAUGUUGCAGAAGAUAUUUAGUAAACCUGGUAAAGUCAAGUUCAGCAAUAUCCACCUCCUUGCCGUCCUCUUGCAGGCUCUGUACCGCUAUCACCAGGAUUUUGCGAUAGGAGUCAUCGACAAUAUCCUCGAACAGAUAACUUUGGGCCUGGAACAGAAUGACUUCAAGUUCAAUCAGCGGAGAGUCGCUGAAGUUAAGUACCUCGGUGAGCUGUACAAUUACAAGAUGAUCGACUCGACGGUCAUUUUCGACACCUUGUAUCGAAUUGUAACGUUCGGCCAUGAGGGAGGUACUCCGCAACCUGAAAAGUACAAUCCAUUCGACCCUCCGGACGACUUCUUCAGAAUUCGGCUAGUCUGCACGAUUCUCGAUACUUGCGGCAUUUGUUUUGACAGGGGCAGUUCAAAGAAGAAACUUGACUUCUUUUUGGCUUUCCUGCAAUACUACAUGACGACCAAAGACCCACUUCCGAUGGAGGUUGACUUUCUUGUACAAGAUACAUUUUCUCUGGUCAGACCCAAUUGGAAGCUUGUUACUGAACUCGGAGAAGCGGCCAAGGUUUUUGCGGAAGCUGUCAGCACGAACUACAAGCAGUCAGCCUUGGAGAAGGGAGCCGAUCAAGCAGAAGAGUUGGAAGAUUCUGGCUCUGACGAGGACGCUCUUGCUGAGGGCGACGGUGAAAUCGAGCCGCAAGUGCCACAAUCUUCGGAUGAAGAUGGCGAGGAUGGUAUUCUCGAUGAUGCGGGCGAGGAGAAGGAGCCGGUUGAUUCUGACGAAGAAGAACAGAUCGUGGUUUUGCGCCAGGAAGAGCAGCUCGAUCCAGAAGCUGAGGCAGAUUUUGACCGAGCCUUCGAGAGAAUGAUGGCCGAAAGUUUGGACUCCCGGAAAUUCGAACGUCGAGCACAGUUUGAUGUGCCUUUGCCCAUACGCAAAAUCCAGCGCCAGACUGCUGAGCCUGUCGACGAGGAACCGAAGACACCGGUCGAAACCGAACCAAAUACGAUGGCAUUCUCCUUGAUGACUAAGCGAGGCAACCGCCAGCAGACGAAGACGAUUGAGCUCCCUUCGGAUUCAAGCUUUGCGAUCUCGAUGAAAUCCCAACAGGCCGCUGAAAGAGAGGAGCAACAGCGUAUCAAGAACUUGGUCUUGAACUAUGAUUUGCGUGAAGAUGAUCAACACGAUGGUAUAUCCCAAAGUCUCCCUAAUGAUCCUACCGUGCUACCCCCUUUGCAAAAGAACCCCAAUACUAAGGGACUCAAACCAGGCUUCGACCAUUACAACCCUUCUCUUAGCCGGUCUGAAAAGUCUGGGCGCAACGCACCUCGUGCCAGGAGACUUAAUCUUAGUGACGUGGACUGGACUUGAAAUGCAACGUGCAGGGCCUGUAAUGGCCAAUGUUUGUUUCCACAAAACCUGAGAUUGUAGCAACAUGCAUUAUCUCAACGCGCAACCCUUUGGGUAGUGGCACGACGAUACGGAUAAGGUAUCAACGCUUGCUGUCAAGACGUCGCAAAUCCCUGUGGCACAGUGCCUUGAUGUGUCUAGCGAAGCGGCACUAGCAACGAAGUUGUAAUGGAAGGGUCUGACUCUAAUUGUGAGGUAUCCGACAAAAAUGCAGCUUCCGGCCGAGUCCGUCCAAUCCAUGUGCAAAUGCCUUCUGAGGAUUGAAGCGAACGGAGGUAAAACGAAGCGGUGCGAUGGUUCGUCUUGCUUCAGGUCCCGGCAAGUGUGAAACAUUGAUGAAGUUCUAGGGUGAACAAAGGUCGGGGGCCGUCGAAGGAAAGCUCAAUCAUAUUGGAGCGAAUGUGAUUACUCGUGCUCAUCUGGCCGCCAAAUUCGGUGGGCCACUGGUCGACGUCCCACUCGAGACCUUUAGUGGUGAUCAAUGUACGUCCGAGGAUGGGUAUGAUGCCGACGUUUUCUUCAAAAUAUCCGGCUUCGAGAUGGACCAGAUUGAUACUAUCAGCUAGGACAAAUGAUAAGCUUUGUUCAGAUAGGAGAUAUAUGCGGCC
Messenger RNA from Exophiala oligosperma, 4241 nucleotides. RefSeq lists its product as uncharacterized. The coding region runs from base 127 to 3594 and encodes 1155 amino acids. Gene Ontology annotation, molecular function: protein binding; RNA binding. NCBI's taxonomy places the organism in Eukaryota, Fungi, Ascomycota, Eurotiomycetes, Chaetothyriales, Herpotrichiellaceae. Gene Ontology annotation, cellular component: cytoplasm; exon-exon junction complex. Gene Ontology annotation, biological process: nuclear-transcribed mRNA catabolic process, nonsense-mediated decay. The record is from RefSeq and is a predicted model, not a curated record. The transcript has 6 exons.